Chlorocebus sabaeus (green monkey) is the source of this 665-nucleotide messenger RNA. NCBI's taxonomy places the organism in Eukaryota, Metazoa, Chordata, Mammalia, Primates, Cercopithecidae. The record is from RefSeq and is a predicted model, not a curated record.
ACCAAGAGCUAAGGGCAUAUCUGGACAAGGCACCCCCACCAGGCUUGCCAGCCGAGACCAUCAAGGAUUUGAUGCACCAGUUUCUAAGAGGCCUAGAUUUCCUUCAUGCAAAUUGCAUCGUUCACCGAGAUCUGAAGCCAGAGAACAUUCUGGUGACAAGUGGUGGAACAGUCAAGCUGGCUGACUUUGGCCUGGCCAGAAUCUACAGCUACCAGAUGGCACUUACACCCGUGGUUGUUACACUCUGGUACCGAGCUCCCAAAGUUCUUCUGCAGUCCACAUAUGCAACACCUGUGGACAUGUGGAGUGUUGGCUGUAUAUUUGCAGAGAUGUUUUGUCGAAAGCCUCUCUUCUGUGGAAACUCUGAAGCUGACCAGUUGGGCAAAAUCUUUGACCUGAUUGGGCUGCCUCCAGAGGAUGACUGGCCUCGAGAUGUAUCCCUGCCCUUUGAUGCUUGUCUAGUCAUGUCUUGUGGAAAUUUACAGGACCAAAGACAGCUCUGUCUGCACAAGUGCCAGAGCAGACACCAGCAGCUCCGCCUCUGCCACGCCACCUCCACUGCUAGCACAGGCGUUGCACAGGAACACCACAGCCCCACUCCCCGGUACCCCACCAGCCCGAUGUGCCUGCCACUCGCUGUGCUGCCUCAGCUGCUGACGUGUUAA